Messenger RNA from Pieris macdunnoughi, 1500 nucleotides. The record is from the annotation of a GenBank genome assembly. NCBI's taxonomy places the organism in Eukaryota, Metazoa, Arthropoda, Insecta, Lepidoptera, Pieridae.
AUGUCGUCCCGACGUAACGGAUCGGUGUCCCGCGCUGCGGAAACCGCUUCUAAGAACAGACUACAUAUGGACAGGAAUCCACAGCAUGCCAAGAUUACUGAUCCAUCAAAUCCUGCUGGUCGCCGCAAGGAGAUUGACAAUGUCAUGAAGAGAGCCAGGCAGGCCUCACCUGGCAGCUGGGAUAGAAAACUGUUGCAGGUGGAGGAGAAGGAUCCCAACAGAUGGCGACACACUGGAUACAAGCAGCUGUAUCUCGAUGGAGGUGGUUCACCCAGGUCUCCGAGGCGUUCUAGAUCACCAGUCGGUCGUCGGUCACGUUCACCCGUAACGCGCCGGUCAAGGUCACCGGUACGUCGCUCGCCUAUCCGCAGAUCACGGUCACCCAUUCGUCGGUCACGGUCACCCGUACGCCGGUCGCCGCGGAAAUCGCGCUCACGGUCAAUACGGCGAAGCCCUAGGCGGUCUCCACGAAGAAGUCCUGUCAGACGCAGCAGCCCAGUGCGAAGUCCCCGUCGGCGGAGCCCCGUCCCAGCUAGGCCCAAGCGGGCUAGGCCUCCACCUCCGCCCAGGAAUAGGCCGCCCAGCCCACCUGACCCUAGAAAGUCUUCUUCGGGGUCAUCAGCAAGCAGUUGCUCGGAUGAAUCAUGUUCUGUUUGUUCGGCUAAGAACAAGAAGACUGCUCCACCCAAACCACCACCAGGUGUAAAGCCUCCAGUUCUUCCGUCACCAUCGAAGCGUCCAUCUGGUUCCAGUGGCGCAGUGGUGCUACCCACUCGAGAACUGCUCAAGGCGAGGGAAGCCAGCAAGCGUACUCGAGAGGAAAAGGUGUUGGAAUGGCAACGGUCCCAGCUGGCAGUACGUCCGACCCCGCCCAUACCCCCGGCGCAAAUAAAAAGGGAAGGCGAGAGACGCCGAGAGAGGCCGGACAGACCCGAACGCGGGGUUUCCCCGGCAGCCAUUGCCGCUGCCCUGGCUGAGAGCGAGUCUGACUCCGAAAGUGAUGCAAGUGCUUCCCCUCCGCCACAGAGGCUUACACUCUCCGAGCGUUUCGGCAAGAUGGCGCAAUGGUCGGCUGCGAGAUCAGCUCGAGUGGAAAACAUGAAUAUGAGAAUAACAAGACGCGAAGCAGGCCUCGAUGUCCACAUCGACCCGGCCCCGAGGGAAGCCAGGCCCAGGUCUUUGAGUCCCGGGGAAAGACCUGAUGAUGAUGUACCUGGUUUGGAACCAGCUCCCAUAGGGAGUUACCCAGAGGAGUUGCUGGCUGUCGCUCCUGGUGGUCUACCGUCGUGGGAUGAUGUCAGGGUCAGAUACGACUAUUACAAGAGGCGAGGAUAUCUUAGGGGCCUAUCUCUAGGUGAUUAUGUGAAGUGGGAGGAAUGGUGGUACAAAUACCAGGAGUGGUUGAAGCGCGAAAGGGCAUACGAGCGCUGGGCUGAUGGGGAAGCGAUGCCAGUACGUCGCGACCGGCGUCGUCGCGGAGGCCGGCACCGGCGAAGCUGA